AUGACGAUCACUGCCGCCGUGCCGGGCGCUCCGGCGCCGGCAUGUAAGGUGGCGGGGGCCGCGCCUGUCCCCACUUCGGCGCCUCCCGCUGCGCGGUCCCUCUUCCGGCACGUGCGUUUCGAGAACUUGGUGGCCGGACUGAGCGGCGGCGUCAUCUCCACGCUGGUGCUGCAUCCGCUGGACCUGGUGAAGAUCCGCUUCGCAGUGAGUGAUGGCUUGGAACUCAGACCAAAAUACAAUGGAAUUUUCCACUGCUUGUCAACCGUCUGGAAACAUGAAGGAUUGCGUGGUCUGUACCAAGGGGUAACUCCAAACGUGUGGGGAGCAGGUGCAUCUUGGGGCCUGUACUUUUUCUUCUAUAAUGCCAUUAAAUCUUACAAGACAGAGGAUAAGCUGGAAAGCCUAGGGGCCACUGAACACCUAGUGUCAGCUGCUGAGGCAGGAGCAAUAACCCUCUGUAUUACAAACCCAAUUUGGGUGACGAAAACGCGGCUUGUGUUACAAUAUGAAGCUGGUGUUGAUCCAUCAAAGAGGCAGUACAAGGGGAUGGUAGAUGCCCUUAUAAAAAUAUACAAGUGUGAAGGUAUACGUGGCUUAUACAAGGGAUUUGUACCUGGCCUGUUUGGAACAAGUCAUGGAGCACUGCAGUUCAUGGCAUAUGAAGAAUUUAAGUCAAAAUAUAAUAAGCAUUGGAACAGACCACCAGAUUCGAAACUGAGCACUUUAGAGUAUAUUGCUAUGGCAGCAUUGUCAAAAAUCUUUGCAGUUUCAGCAACAUAUCCAUAUCAGGUUGUGAGGGCACGUCUCCAGGAUCAGCACAACAGAUACUCAGGAGUAGUAGAUGUAAUACGGAGAACAUGGAGGAAAGAAGGAGUUCAUGGAUUUUACAAAGGAAUUGUACCUAAUGUCCUCAGAGUAACGCCCGCAUGUUGUAUUACGUUUGUUGUGUAUGAAAAAGUAUCCCAGUUACUGCUUGGCUUUAAAAAUAGCAGCUGAAUCCUGAAGACUGCAUCAAGAAGGGCAUCAGCAUCA
Messenger RNA from Euleptes europaea (tarantolino), 1032 nucleotides. It is a transcript of the gene SLC25A32, whose product is annotated as solute carrier family 25 member 32. The record is from RefSeq and is a predicted model, not a curated record. Lineage: Eukaryota; Metazoa; Chordata; Lepidosauria; Squamata; Sphaerodactylidae. Gene Ontology annotation, molecular function: FAD transmembrane transporter activity; folic acid transmembrane transporter activity. Gene Ontology annotation, biological process: folate import into mitochondrion; nucleotide transport. The transcript is spliced from 7 exons. The coding region runs from base 1 to 996 and encodes 331 amino acids. Gene Ontology annotation, cellular component: mitochondrion.